Molecule: messenger RNA, 492 nt
Organism: Medioppia subpectinata
Lineage: Eukaryota; Metazoa; Arthropoda; Arachnida; Sarcoptiformes; Oppiidae
Source: the annotation of a GenBank genome assembly
AUGGAAUGGGGUAGGGGGCAGUCCAUACGCUUACUAUUGAAGUACGCGGGCAUACAGUUCACAGACAAGGGUUACGCCAACCCUAUGGACUGGAAUUCGGGAAAGUUUACACUGGGUUUAGACUAUCCCAACAUUCUUUACUAUAUCGACCACGACCUUAAACUGAUCCAAAGUAUAGCUAUAAUGAGAUACUUGGGUAAAAAGCACGGCCUGUCGGCCAUCUCUGAGCCCCAACGGGACGUACAAUACAUGGCUGCACAACAGCUUCAGGAUGUGUUGCAGGGAUUGGCGGCCAUUAUGUAUGGACCGGGCGAUGGAGAGGCCAACCCCCGGCCUAUAUCACUGGCACUCUCGAGCCUCAGUUGGAUCUUCAUUUUGGCGUAUAAUGUUUUGGAUAUACUGAGAUUGUAUGCGCCCGAGUCUGUGGCCAAACACCCGACUAUUGGCCAGUAUUUGGACAUAUUUGAAGCCUUGCCCGCCAUUAAGGCAUGA